CCGCGAAAGCCGCGAAAACUAUUUUUGGCAACAUGGCUGAUAAGAAGGACAGUGAUGGUGGUCCCGUGGUCGACAUCGACGAGAUUGUUAUAGGUCAAGCACCGACGGAUGUUAUCAGUGACGAUGUCAAAGGUCUGGACGCCAAUCGCUAUGCCACCAAGAAGACGGUUGCGCAGGGCAUGCUGGACAUCGCGCUGCUGACCUCCAACGCCUCCCAGCUCAAGUACGUGCUGCAAGUGGGGCCCAAACACGAGUUCUACACGCUCUUGGUUGUGCUCAUAUCCAUCUCUAUAAUUCUACAGGUGGUGUCUGCAAUAGUGGCCAUCGUACUAGGCUGCAUUUUCAAUAUAAACCGCCAACCGGACCAACGAAAAGCUGAAAUUCUAAACAAUGUUAAUCUCGGUUUCAAAACAAUCACUAUAUCCCUUAAUUUUCUAAUCAGCAUUUUUUACACUAUUCAAAAUCAAAAUAAUGAUAUUGAUGUAUGAUAUUUUUAUAAAUAUCUACCUAGGUACCGCCGAGGACCUAUUGGCCAUGUUUGGCCACAUUUUGUUUGAUAUUAUAUUACUUACUACAAUUAAAUAUUUAUUUAUGUUAUUUAUCUACUUCUUAUAAAUUUAAUGAGAGCAUAGAUUAUAUACUUACCGAUUUUGUAUUUUUCUAAAAAUUAAAACAAGUUCCUUUACCUUACUUCCGUCCAUCUUGUUUUUGUGUGUUUUUUACAAAACUAUCAAUAGCUCUAUUUCAAUUUCAACUAAUGAGAUACUGUAUUACUCGGAUAUUAUUUCAUUUCGUUACAUUUAGUUGUUUUUUUUUACUUAUAUUAUAAUUCGUUUUCAUAUCUAGUUAAUUAUGAAAACAAAUAUUUUUUUUAAUGCUAAAUAAAGCAACUGAUAUCUAAAUAUCACACAUUUUUUAAGAUUCUGUGUAACUGUUUUCUCAGGCUAAGCAAAGUUUUUUCAAGUGUUUAACAAUGUUUCAAUUUUUGUAAUCAUUCUGAUGUGUCGUAUCUUGUGCAUUUCUUGUCUAGAUUUGAAAAAUGCGCGCCACUAGAGAGGUAUGUACCUAACCAUGUAAUUGAAAAGCAAUUAUAGGUACUAUCGAUUUUAUAAAUAUAUUGAUGAUUGAUGAUUUUCUAUCGAUAGUAUGUUUAAUGUUUCUUCAACACUAGAGUUUGUUAAGUGCGUGGAUUUAUUAAGUACUUCGAACGGAGUACCUACUAAUUCCAUGGUUGAGUGUUAGUAUGCACGUACCAAGGCACAUACAAGUCAACAGCACAUCAACCUACCCAAAUGCAUUGCAAACUAGUCGCUAUUACCGCGCCAUAGUAAUUAUUGCGGGGGAACUUAAUGUGCUGUUGACCAGACAGAGGUAGAAAAAGAAUUAUUUUAACUAGUUUUGAAGAUUUUAUUAAUAAAUGCGAUAGUGGCGCGCGCGAACAAUUUCAAACUAUCUAUGUUCCCUUGUUUAGAUGCAAGUUACCAUAUCAUAAUCUCUAUAUUACUCAUUUAUAUAUACAACAUACAAACUUUCUAAUUAAAAUAUUAAAAUCAAAAUCAAAUUAUUUAUUCAGAAAUUAGACCUUCAUAGAUAAUUUUUCAUAUUCUAAAUUAAAUAAUAUUCACCAAAGCA
Messenger RNA from Plodia interpunctella (Indianmeal moth), 1632 nucleotides. It is a transcript of the gene NijC, whose product is annotated as Ninjurin C. The transcript has 3 exons. Gene Ontology annotation, cellular component: membrane. The coding region runs from base 33 to 488 and encodes 151 amino acids. NCBI's taxonomy places the organism in Eukaryota, Metazoa, Arthropoda, Insecta, Lepidoptera, Pyralidae. The record is from RefSeq and is a predicted model, not a curated record. Gene Ontology annotation, biological process: cell adhesion; tissue regeneration.